AUGGUGGUGCUGCAUGUGGAGCAGGUGCUGCCGGGAGAAAGCGGCGCGACCUCGUCCCAACCGAGAUGGCGGCAUUCCAAGCUGCAGGUUGUCGACCUGGCUGGCGCUGAGCAUAUGCUGUCAGGCGACGCGCUUCGACAACGAGGCCCUGCACCGAUCAACCACGAUCUUUCUGCGUUGGCCGACAUGAUUGAGACACUUGCAAAAGGCGAACGUGACGGUCCCUCUCAGAGACAUUACCGCGACAGCAAGCUCAGCUGGCUCCUCUCAGAGUCUUUGAUGGGGAGUUGUCGAACUGCCAUGGUCACGUGCGUUUCGCCCGCCUCUCGACGUGUGGACCUCACCAGUUCGUCGCUGCGCUUCGCAGAGAUGGUGCAGAAAAUCCACACGCGACCCACCCGCAAUGAAGAAGUCCACGGGGACUUGGUUCAGACGCUGCGUGGUGAGAUCUGCUUACUGCGGCACAGGCUAGACCAGUGCAGCCCUGAGCAGAUAAGGGACUUGGAAGAGCAGCUGCAUGCCGCGCAGUAUUUGGAGGACGAGUUCUCGGCUUCUUUCGAAGAGCUGCAGGUGAGGGCAAGCGCGGCAGACGAACAACGCCGUCGAACGUUGCGACAGCUUGGGCUGCAAGUUGGUGAGAAGCUCGGGGAGCAGAAGGUGAGCGACGGCUUCAUCUACGUCGUCAAUGUGUCACUGGACCCUCUUCUGUCUGGCUGCCUCACGUGGACGAUGACUCCAGGGGAGCAGCUGCGCAUUGGCAGCGAUCCAAGCUGCGAAAUCUGCGUGGACGGGCUGGGAGUUCAGGCGGAGGUCUGCUCUUUGCGAUGCGCUCAUGCUAGUCGAUUGGAAGUGGUUCCGCAGCUUGUGAAUCACACGGCCAAGACCCAGGAUGGCAUGAGCGUGAGAAGGAGCCUCUUCAAGCGCGCGGGGCCAGUGUUGGUCAACGGCCAGGCAGUGGAGGCUGCGUUGGCACUUCGAAGUGGGGACGUUUUGCGAGUCGGCUGGGCACACUUUUUCAGGGUGCUCAUCCCCAUGUGCGCCUCGGAGAACGACCGCCGACUAGGGCCACGCCCAGAGGACACCCUCGCAAUCGAGACGACGUAUGGCUUCGCUUUCUCGAAGGAUGCCGAGCAACUCACGGAACGCCUCGGCGCUGACAGAGCUGCGCAGGUCCUUGGUGGGUUGAAGGACUUGAAGCUCGCGGUGGAUGAGGCCAAUGAGCUCACGCAGGAGCUUCGAGGCGGUGACCACGAGGAGCUUGUGUUCAAGGGGCACCUUCUGACCGACCCCUUGGACAGCACCGAGGCGGCGACGGUGGUUGUCUCCCUCCGACGUGCAGAGCGUCAGCCACACUUCGGCAAGGACAGCGUGGGCUCCAAUGGUGAAGUCAGGGGCGAAGUGGUUGCAACUUGGACGCUUCCCGACUUCCAGCAUCGACUGGAGGUCAUGAGGGAAAUCUACGACGAGGUGUCGCUGCGUGAUGAGCCGUGGGGAGAACCAGGCGACUUAGACCCCUGGCAGGCCCAGAGCUCCAUCCCCGUUUUCGGAGCCAAGGAGCCCGAAGGCCCUCACCCCGAAACCGCGGCCCGCACCGUGCAAGAGGUCGCGUCUCGUCAAGUAUCGAAGCAGCUUACCUCUGCCACAUCAGCAAGCACUGGGACAGAGAGCGAUGAGCCGCGGAUGGACCUAGCUGCAAUUCUGCAGCAGUUGCCGCAGCUGCAUGCAGAGUUGGCCAAGGCUUAUGAAAUACAGGGCGUCCAGGCCUCUGAGCUUGUCUCCGUGCGACGUGAGAUCGAGGACUUGCGUCUGAAUCUGGCCAAGGCAACCCCGUCUCCGGCUCGGAGGCCCGGUGAUCCCUCGAGGAGUUCAGGCACACUUUCACCUCUGCGAGGUGAGGAGAUGCCGCUGCUGUCCAAGUCGAAUUUGGUUCCCUCGCACCAGCCCCAUGAAAGCACAGCUUCAUCUACGGCUGCGGUCCGUGAGAUGCCCGUGGAGAGGUCUGCGACCAGAGCCUCAACGCCCCGCCGGCCCCCCGCGCCGGUUUGGCGAGGUGCUGAGGGCCCUCGAGUACUCAGCUCGCCGACGGGGGCCAGCAAUGGGCCCUUGGCCUCCAGCCACGGUGGUUCUCCAUUGGCAGAGGCGCAGGUUCUGUCUCCGAAGAGUGCGAAGAGCGAGCAAUUCGAGGCUUCAAUGCAGAGCGAAGACCCUUGUUCACAAGGUAGUACUCUUGUGAAAGAUGUGAGCUUCGCUGCUGGUAUUCCUGACACCAUCAAGUACUACGUUUCCCCACAGUCGCUGGCGUCGGCAUGCCCAGGCGGCGCGCUCAACCAGCACAUCACUCAGACGGAAGUCGUGUCGCACCAGCUAUCACAGAUGAACUUGGAGGUGAAUGCAGGCGUUGCCUCACCAUUCAGGCUGGGCACAAGGGAUGUACCCUGCAACUCGAAGAAGAAGGUAGCUUCCCUGAAGGAGGCUACAGGAAAGGAAGAGCCCUGGGAAGGGCUAGGCAGCGAUGCGGCAGCCAGGAUCGCCAUCCUCUUCGGCAAGUCCGCAUCAGCUUCUUUCCACUCAAAGUGGGAGGUCCUGCUGGGGCAGGGAGAGGUACAGAACUGGAUGAAGAGCACCCCCGGGCAUGACGUGCAGAUGCGGUAUCCUGGGGAGUGGAAGUUUGCUGGUGGAGUCGUAGAUGCGGACGAGACGCCAGAGGAGGCUGCACGCAGAGAGCUGGAGGAGGAGUUUCAGGUGCCGGUGGCGCUCACCAAGGCGACCUGCAAGCUGCGGCUCAUGAGCAUUAAGCAGACAAGGCCCAUCCGCAACAUCUCGAACAUCAUGUUCAACUACGUGGCUGCAGCCGAGGAGAAUCCAUGGCUCCAGCUUCUUGAUGUUGAGGCGCUUGCAUGA
Messenger RNA from Symbiodinium natans, 2901 nucleotides. Lineage: Eukaryota; Dinophyceae; Suessiales; Symbiodiniaceae. The record is from the annotation of a GenBank genome assembly.